AUGUAUUAUUUCAACACUGAAACCAUUGAUCUUGUUUCAACAGACUACAAAGCACAUAAGAUUUGGUGGGAAGAUGGAAAAGCUGAUGACAGAUGUAAAAUAGAUACCAAUGGCUGUCCUUACAUUAUUCUGGGAUAUGAUGUUAGAGAAUGUCAGCAUGGUCCUGACCGAAACAUCAAAAAGAAGAUCCAAUAUAAAGCAGAAAAAGAAGAAAAGUCGAAAACUGACCCUAGCUAUGUUAUGAAAGGCAGGACUCUGAUUCAAAACACUAAAAAGAUGAUAUGUCCUGCUAGGAUAACCCAGAGACGCAUUAUUAAAUUUCCAGGAUACAGGUUAGAAAAUAGUUCAAGUAAAUGGAGAAGGAAGCAGACUGCACAAACUCUUCGCAAAGCUUUGGAUGAGUCAUCUGUAGAUGUUGUGAAAGAAGAAGAAAUCCACAUGUAUUAUCCAACUGCAGAUGACCAUAAAAACCAUACAAUAGGAGAGUUUGCUGGACUUUGUCAACCAGUUGGACCAGAAGUUAAGGCAAAAAUUAGACAACUGGUUGGAGAUGGGGUGACAAAAGUGUCAGAGAUGAAGCGACAUUUAAAAGUCUUUGUUAAAAAAGAACUAGAAAUUGAGGACCAGACCAUACCUAGCCGUCGGUUUUAUCCAACGGACAAAGACAUCAGGAACCAUAUGGAUACAACAAAAAACAAAUUCAGAUUUUCCAAAGAUGAUCAGACUAAUCUUGAACAUUUAGUUCAAGGAUGGACAAAGACAUUUCCAGAUGAUAAUUUUUUUUUAAGAACAUGCUUACAUGGACCAGAGGAUAGAACAUCUGAUGAAAAGUUUGUAUUUGUUCACCAGAGCAGAUGGCAAAAAAGACUGUUGAAUUUAUAUGGCAAAGAAAUUUGUUUUCUUGAUGCAACAUACAAUAGAUCAAAGUAUGAUUUGCCACUGUUUUUCAUUUGUGUAAACACCAAUGUAGGGUAUAUAAAUGUUGCAACAUUCAUAACAGCAGAUGAACUUGCAGAAUCUAUCAAAGAAGCACUACAAAAAAUCAUGCAGUGGAAUGAAGACUGGAACCCUCCUUAUUUUAUGACUGAUAAUGAUUCCUGUGAAAUAUCAGCUAUAGAAGAAUCAUUACCAGUGUAUGCAAAUGAAUUAACUGGUGUGGAGAUUGAUGAAAUACAAGUUCUAGAACGAGUUAAGGGGAUAUGGGAUCAGGAGGAAGAAACUGGUUAUAUAGUUGCUAAAGUUUUCAACAUCAAUAUAACAGAUGGUGAUAUUAGAUCCCUUAGAGAUAAACACUGGCUUACAGAUCAGGUCAUGGAUGCUUACCUAGGAUGCCUUGCCAACUGGGAAAAUGACCAGCAUAGAAAAGUAUUUCAAAUUCCAACAGCUGCAAUGACCAAAAUACUGAACGGAGAGUGUUCCAUUAACACAACUUUACAAAAUGUACAUCUGAUGGAUUAUGACAUUCUCCUUGGUGCUUACUAUCAAGAUGGAGCUCACUGGGAUCUUAUGAUAAUUGAACCUAUGACUGGGAGCCUAUACUUUUAUAAUCCCUUGGGGGAAAGCGCAGGUCAAAAGAAUAAUAUUCUGCUGAACUGGAGAAUGUUUAUAGAGAGAAGAAUCAUGAUUGGAUUAGAGAUAGAUAAAAACAUGGCUUGGAAUACGAUUCCCAAACAACAUUCUAAACAACAUGAUGGAAGUAGUUGUGGUGUUUAUGUCUUAACGUUUGCAGAACGACAUUUAAGAAAUGAACAACUAACUGAUAUUGGUCAAUAUGAAAUCAAGUUGGGUAGGAAAAGAAUAGCCAAUAAACUUUUAUGGUUUGAAGUUUAUCUAUGUGAUUGCUGUCCUGUCUGUGGAUUCAUGAUUCAGGAUGAUCAAGAAAUGGUAACCAUUACAUAUUUUUCUCUUAUUCUUACACGAAUUUUCCUGAAUGACAGAAAGAUAUCCGACCAUAAAGAUAAAUGUGGUGCAGGAGUAUUUUGUCAGGGAAAUUCACUAUAUAAAAAGUGCUUAAAAUGUUUCCAGACAUAUCAUUCAAGUUGUAUUAUAUCUCAUGAGGAAGCAUUUGUAUGUGGAUGUCAUAUCCGACGACCAUAUCAUCCAAAAGACCUCAAUAUAUACAAGGAUGAAGUGAGGUUCAUUGAAACUCUGGAUAUGGUAGAUAUAAAGAAAUUAUGUAACAAGAUUAGAAGAACAGAGUUGCCUUCUUUUCGUUGGAAUGUUUUCAGACAGUUCAAUUCUAAGAAAAGAAAAGAUGUGAAAACGUUGAACUGCCUUCAAUUCAUUCCUUCUGAAAAUAUAUAUAUUGAACUGAGGAAUAAGAUCAGCAGUAAAGGGGCUGUAAAAGAAAAUGAUGAGAAGCUACUUGAUGUCUUUUUACCAGAGGUGAUGGUAAGCUUUGUUAUGAUGGUGGAAGGUCUGAACAGAUUUCAGUCUGAGCUGUUCUUGCGUACAGAUAUUCACAAAUUGAUACAACCUAGUAGUGAAUGAGUUUACACAAGAUAUUUGAAGAAAACAAAUAAGUCGAUUUAUUAUUGAUGAUUUACCAAUGUUUUCAUAUAUAGAUAAAAUAUUGUGAGAUGAAAGAUAUUGUAGUAAAUUGAGCGUUAAUUUUGCUUGUAUAAACAUGGUUGUCCUUACCGAAGUGUGAAUUAUGUGCUUUGUCUUAAGCUUGUCAAUAUUAUUAACAAUAGUGUCUUGAAAACCUAUGUUAUAUCUUUUUGACUUUUGGUAGUUCAAAGUAAGUCAGCAUCAACAUGAUCAAGCUAUUAAAAUGUUGGGGUAACUAUGAAUUUAUGGUGCACAACAUGUGUAUUGAAAAACUUACAAUUACUUCUAGGGCGAGUUAGGGAGAAGUCCAAAAAAUAAGUGUAAUUCCAGAUAAGUUCUAAGAUUACACAACUUUUUCAUCCAGUUGAAACUAUCUAGGCCCCUGUUAAAACAUUGCACCAUGAAUGAUACUUUUAAAUGAGACCUGUUUAAACUACCGUAAAAAUUUAAACAAACAAUUUUUACUUCAAUUUUAAUUUCGAAAAAGUGGAUCAUACUUUAUCAAUGUUUCUUACUGAUCGCUUUCUAAAGUUUUUCCUCUCUCAGCUCACUACUGCUGAUGACCUUUAUUUUCGGAGGCCUGACCCAAACAGGAAGUUGUAUAAAUGACUGUUUUCCCCGGAUUGGAGUAAAUAGGGUUAAUGUGUAUAUUUUGCUUUCAUUAAGUGAUGUUUAUAUGAUUGUCCAAAACUUAAUGCUAAGUUUCAUACUUCUUCAAAAUAAUAUGGUUAAAUAUAUGUUGGAAAUAUUUUGUCUGCAAUUUUAUUACUUUUGCUGAUCCAGGUAUAAGAGUGAAGUUAAUGAAAUUAUGAACCUGAAAAACUUUUAUUUUACUAAAUGGUGAAUAAGAGAGAUGUCUAAAUAAUUAUUUAUGCAAACCAAAUUCAUUGUUUACAAAACAAUAUUUAAGAUAGUAUUUCAAACGUUUGAUUGGUCUAAAUGUUUGCUAUUUUGUAAUACAAAAGACUUUCUACCGCCCAGACCAUUGGUGUCAAAAAGUAUUUUUAGCCAAAAAAGUCAUAUACAACAUUUUCGAAGCCCAGCAACGAUAUAAUAGCCUUUCAAGAUGUCAUAAUUAUUUGGACUAAAUUACACAGUACUUUCCAAAAAUGAUUUGAAAUCAAUGUGGUUGUUGUCAGGAUGAACGCUGAGCGUAUAAUGUCAGACAAGAUAAAUGUUAUCCAUCAUUGUCCAUAAGCCAAAGAUUGAUAAAAAAAAAUUAAGCUUGAACAUGUUGAAGUUGAAAUUCUAAAACAAUAACAAAUCUGCUGAUUCAUAUCGUAUUACUAUCAUUCUUACCACUUAUAUUCGGAAUUGUUACAGUGUCCAAAACAAAAUUAAUAAAACCCUUGCAAUAUUUCAUUUUCAAUAUUUUGUUCAAAGAACCCUAUGUUUACUGCACUGUGACAAAAUUUAAAAUGAUGUAAUGCAGCCUGUGACGUCAAGUGUGAUUCGCUGUAAUUCGAAGCGAUAUAGUUUGUUUGUUAUUUGCUUUUUUAUUGUAAAUAUUUUUAUUUUUUGGUAAUUACCGAUAAACAGAAUAAAGGACUUUUUGUAUUUGAUACUGACUUUAUCACUGUAAAAUAUCAGGCUCGCCCUUCAGGCUCACCUGAUAUUUCACAGUGAUAAAGUCAGUAUCAAAAACAAAAAACAUUUAUUGGCUCAUGCUUUGCAACAUUAUACACUAUUUUGGUUAUACUGUUGAGUUACUUUAGUAUAUACAUUUCAAUGAAUACAAAUUUUGAUUAUUUGGAAGAAUGAAAUAAAGUGACCUUGGACCUGUGUAUGCAAAAAAUUGAAUGCUCUAAUUGAAAAAGAUAAUUAAGUUUAAAAUAGAAUUUAAAACAUAUAACACUUAGAAAAAAUAAUGUGCAAAGCCCAUUAGGAAUGAUAAAUAAAAAAAAACCAGAAACACCCGUGUCAAAUUGGGUACAAAUCAUGCAAUGGAACAAAGUAUUUUGUAAUCAUGAUACAAAUUAUGGACCACAUGGUGUAUAUAUAUAUAUGACCAGUAUGUAUUAUUAUGUUGAUGCAGUAUAUUAACAAUUAGUAAAUUUUAUGAUUCUGAAGUACAGUUUAUUUUUAGACUUGACAAUCGAAUGAUGUAAAUGUUUUCUAUUUGUGUUCAUUGUUAAAUUUUGGCCAGGUAACCAUCUGUUACUUCUAUUUUAUUUCACUUGUUAAAACCUUAUGUAUCAAUGUU
Molecule: messenger RNA, 4753 nt
Organism: Mytilus trossulus (common blue mussel)
Lineage: Eukaryota; Metazoa; Mollusca; Bivalvia; Mytilida; Mytilidae
Exons: 18
Coding region: 1-2490 (829 amino acids)
Biological process (GO): proteolysis
Molecular function (GO): DNA-binding transcription factor activity; cysteine-type peptidase activity
Source: RefSeq, a predicted model, not a curated record